This is a messenger RNA of Brienomyrus brachyistius, 2980 nucleotides long. Its product is annotated as rab5 GDP/GTP exchange factor-like. NCBI's taxonomy places the organism in Eukaryota, Metazoa, Chordata, Actinopteri, Osteoglossiformes, Mormyridae. Gene Ontology annotation, cellular component: cytosol; endocytic vesicle. The coding region runs from base 135 to 1556 and encodes 473 amino acids. Gene Ontology annotation, biological process: vesicle-mediated transport. The record is from RefSeq and is a predicted model, not a curated record. Gene Ontology annotation, molecular function: guanyl-nucleotide exchange factor activity; small GTPase binding; zinc ion binding. The transcript has 9 exons.
CCAGCUGCGCGAUGACGCGGGGGGAGGAGGAGGAGGAGGAAGACGGUGCCUCGCAGUGAGCCGACUGGGCAACUGCAGAAGAGGGUCGACCGGAGCAGCAGGAAGCGAUCGGAGACCCCGGGGGGAUUCCGGAGAUGAGUCAGAAAUCGAAGCGCAGGGGGAUCCAUGUGGAUCAGUCGGAGCUGCUGUGUAAGAAAGGAUGCGGUUACUACGGCAACGCCGCCUGGAAGGGCUACUGCUCCAAAUGCUGGAGAGAGGAGUACCAACAUGGCCGGCAGAUCCAGGAGGACCGCGAGCUGGCAGAGAGGUUACAGAAGGAAGAGGAUGCCGCCGCGUACAGUGUGCAACGGCCGACGCCCAAGCCGCCGUCUCUAGCGCACUUCUCGAAGUUUGAGGAGAAAAAGACCAAUGAGAAGGCGCGCAAAGUGAACACGGUGAAGAAGUUCUUCAGCCCGUCGUCUCGCGCUGCAUCCAAAAAAGGGAGUCCAGAGGGCAGGACCCCGAGUCCCUCUCUUACCCGGAAGGUCAGCAUCGAUACGGACCGUGCGUCGAGGGAGUUUCUGGACUUCCUGAGGAAGCUCCCGAGACUGGGCCCGGAAAUCUACAAGCAGAGCAAGACGUUCACUGACAGCAUGGCCAGUAAAGAGGACCUGGGUGCAGAUGAGUCCUCUGAGUGCGUCCAGGACUUUUACCAGAGCCUCUCAGAUCGCCUGCUUACUCACUGCAAAGGGUCCGCUGAGCGUGUGGAGCGGGUCAUGGACCACGUGGAGAAGUACAUAAUGACUCGUCUCUAUAAGAAUGUCUUCUGCCCUGAAACCACAGAUGAUGAGAAGAGAGACUUGACCAUACAGACGAGGAUCAGAGCCCUUCACUGGGUCACAGUGCACAUGCUCGGCGUCCCUGUGGACGAGGAGAUCCCCGAGGUCUCGGAAGAUGUGCUUCAGGCCAUCACAGAGAUCAUCCAGAUGGAUUCCAUGCGAGUGCCCCGUGACAAGCUGGGAUGCAUCACCCGUUGCAGCAAACGCAUCUUCAGCGCCAUCAUGAUCAGCAAGCGGGAACCUGCGUCGGCCGACGACUUCCUGCCCGCCCUCAUCUACGUGGUGCUGAAGGCCAACCCACCUCGCCUGCAGUCCAACAUCCAGUACAUCACCCGCUUCUGCAACCCCAGCCGGCUCAUGAGUGGAGAAGAUGGUUACUACUUUACCAACCUGUGCUGUGCGCUGGCCUUCAUCGAGAAGCUUGAUGCCCAGUCUCUGAACCUGAGCCCAGCUGAGUUUGAGCGCUACAUGUCCGGCCAGGCGUGCCAGCCGGCGCCGGUCUCCGACAGUCUGGAGCUGCUGUUGGGGCUCGGGGUGCGUCAGGAGCGCGUGCUGGAGGGCGCCCAGCAGCUGGAGAGAGACCUCAUCGACUGGCAGCGAGACGUGGAGCGCGAGGUCAAACAGGCUCUGGAGAAGCACCCUCUGCAGGGCCAGCAGAGCACGUCCGCCAUUGACUCGGAAAACGUGGGCCAAGAUUGCCUGCCGCCUCCGCUGCAGCCUCAGGUCCUCACUGGCUGAUCCCCCCCCCCCGCCGCCUCCGCUGCAGCCUCAGGUCCUCACUGGCUGACCCCCCCCCCCCGCCACCCAGCUGACCCUACCAUCCCCUUCUGAACAUACCAGCUGACCGAUCUUCACUCUUUACUUUCAGGAAAAGGCAUGUAAAUAUGUUUACGUUUAGGGAACUACUUAGUUGAUUGAUUGCAAGGAAAUGACAUUUUUUGCAAAUCUUCUUCAUCUUAUUUAUAAUAUCCGUACACAUAUUUACAUAAAUGUGGUGCCUUCUCAUUUGAGACCAACCAUUUUUCAAGACAGCAUUAAAAAAAUGGAUACAUUUUUAAUUUAUUUCAUACUCAAUGCAAACAGUUUUUUUCUGCAUUUUGCAAACUGACUUAGGCCGCCAAACUGACUUAGGGCAUGAAUUAAUCGUAACUUGUGGUGAAAGUAUGGUCAUUGAUUCAGUUUUUAUUUAAUUUAAACAAUCAUCGUAUUGGUUCGGUACAUAAAAAUGCUGUUUGCAGCCAGUAAACGUUUACUGAUGCCUCACUGUGCCUGUUUGAGUAUAAUUUACUCUUUGGGGUCAUAUGGACCCUGCUGGUAUCUAGGACAUUGUACCGUGGUUCAUUGCUGCAGUGUGUUACAAUGUCCUUUAUGAACCUGUGUAUUGCAACUGCUUAAAAAGACAUAUAUUUCUCUGUUAUUACCCAUCCAUCCUGUAGGGGGCAAAUGUCUCCUCAUAGUAUUUAGUUAUGUUUAAUUUCCUUAUUAAUGUCUUGGUAUUUUCAUUUCUGUUUAAUCUUUCGAAUGGCUGCAUGUCACUUUAAGAACGCGGUAUAGUAACGCAGUUAUUCUACGUAAGGUGGGGGGGGUUUUGGGACGAUUUGAAAUGAACGGAUUUUCUAACCGUAUUUAGGCAGUGGAAAUUUGGUAAACUGGUGAAUCUUUAGACUUUAUUUAAGAUUUAUGUUUAUAGUUUAAUAAACGUUUAAAUGCAUACAAAUGUAUUCAUUUUAUUUCUGCGUGGAACAUAAGCCGAACACGGUGUCUGUUAUGUGCUUUUUAAAGCUGAUUUAAGAAAUAUACUCAGAAUUUUACUCUCACCCACAGUUUUCCCGGAAUUUCAUUUAUCGGCUAUAUUGAUAGCUUACAUCUGUUUUCCGAAACCGCUGGCCAUGUUCAGGUGUGCGGGGGAUCUGGAGCCUCUCCCAGAAGCUACUGGCACAAGGCAGGGAAUAAACAGGAUGGGGCGCCUACCUGUCACGCCCACAAUCUUUGCGUCACAGUUAAUUUCGGAUUAAUAUUUGAACUCGGCACAAAUACUACUGUCAGAUGCACCUGUUUUUAUUUAUGAAACAAGAAGAAAGUAUAUUAUGUUCUAUUUCGUUAGGAGUUGUUGCGUUUUAUGCUCGGUUGCUGGUGUUUAUUAAAAUGGUUUAUUUUAAAGA